GCAGUUGGUUGUACGAUUUAUUUGUCGAAAUGGAACGUUACCAGUUUGUGAUUUUUGGAUGCAUUCUGAUUGCCAAUAUAGUUGCUGCUCAGUAUCAACAUCAUCACCACCAUCAUCAGCACGGAGGCGGAGGAUACUUUCCGCACCAUCACCAUCAUGGCUGGCCGCACCAUCACGAUUGGCACCAUGGAAGACAUCAUCAUGGGCCGCAUCACUCGUUUCUCAAUUUUGAAGUUCGUGAACCCAAAGGAUUGGAAAUUUCCAUGAUCCAGAAAGGACCUUCCGAAACCUUUUUUGGAAUUGAGUUGUACGUUGAUCAAAACCCUGAAGAUGCGAAUGCAUCCUGUGAUGUUUGUUACAAUACCACUGAAGUGAUAAAUAAAAAAUUCAUUAUUGUUGAUCCUACGGUCGUAAUUAGAAAAGGAGAUGUUUUAAGCUACUAUAUGUUAUCAGGAAAUGAAACUAAUGUCUUCCGGCAUCAUUUGCAAAAACUAUUGGUUACAGAUUCCAUCAUAAACAAGUGUAAUUGUGAGCCUGCCGCCGAAAAUCCUGACAUUGAUGUUCGCAUAUCCGAUACGAACCCAGCUAGUCCACCAGUUGAGUCCACAACGGAACAUUCAGUUGAAUUUGCAGAAGUUGAAAAAACUCAUCAUAAUGGUGUUGAUUCGUCGGAAGAAGCGCAAUUCGAAUGUGAUCUUGAUCCUGCGACUAAUUUGUGUAGAACAUCAAAGGUGGAACGUAAAACCCUGCCUCAACAUCCGAGUGCUCUGCAGCGGGAGGUGCAAGUAUUGUCCGAGAUCAUAAAUCACAUGAAAACGCAGGGUUGCACUGCCAAGUUGAGUAGUAAUAAAUUACUACUGAAACAGGCGCCACUUCAGGUCAGCGAAAUCGACGAGAUGUUGAACUUUGUGCAAUCUUAUCUGUCAGUCAAUCCCGAACUACAGCAGCUGGGAAGUGAAAUUCUUCGCGUAAUGCCGGCCGGACCUGCCAUCGGGCGGGGAGUGAUCUUUGAGAUGCGCAAUUACGUUGCCAAACAGAAGGUGCUGUAUUACGCUAGAGUCAACAACCUAAGGCAUGUAGUGGAUUAUGAGGUCGCAGGUGGUAGUUUUUAAGGCAAAGCAACUUUGGAUAGGAUCGCAGGGCAACACUUUAAAACGAGUCCAGGUCAAAAAAUAGUGCAGCGGGCCUUUUUCUUCGAGGAGCUGAUUGACUUACUUACUCUACCCUAUGUGUAAUAAAAAACGGAAAUAAAAUUAUU
This is a messenger RNA of Sabethes cyaneus, 1258 nucleotides long. RefSeq lists its product as uncharacterized. The transcript has 2 exons. The record is from RefSeq and is a predicted model, not a curated record. Gene Ontology annotation, molecular function: carbohydrate binding. NCBI's taxonomy places the organism in Eukaryota, Metazoa, Arthropoda, Insecta, Diptera, Culicidae. Bases 30 to 1112 code for a protein of 360 amino acids.